Molecule: messenger RNA, 660 nt
Organism: Cladophialophora yegresii CBS 114405
Lineage: Eukaryota; Fungi; Ascomycota; Eurotiomycetes; Chaetothyriales; Herpotrichiellaceae
Exons: 1
Coding region: 1-660 (219 amino acids)
Source: RefSeq, a predicted model, not a curated record
AUGUCGCCCCCAUCGUCCUCCCACAGCAGACCGACCACGCAAUCUUCUCGACACCGCACUUCCACGCCACAGCUCGUGAGUGAUCCAUCCGUCGAUGAAGUCGACCUCACCGCCGUGGAUGACCGUGCAAGCCUCUCCGCUGCCCUUUCCAAACAGCGUGAGGAUGCCAUUCUAGCGCAAAAUCCAGGGACAGAAGCAGGCCGGACACCGCUUACCGCGUACAAGUGUCCAGUGUGUAUGGACACGCCGACCGAUGCUACUUCUACUGUAUGUGGGCAUGUGUUCUGCCACCGGUGUAUAGUAGAUACCCUCAACUGGUCUAUCGACCAACGUAGGGAAGAUGCACCAGCGCACCGCAAAGUCAAAGGUGUAUGUCCCGUAUGUCGGAAACCUCUGGAUCUCAAGGACACGCCUGGUACGGGACGGAGCCUGGUCCCACUCGAACUGCGGCUGUUGGUGAAGAAGAGGAAACGGGACGGGGACGCCGACACCGGCAAGGCAAAGGUGACAUCCAUGGUCAAGGCCGAGAGGUCAAGUGAUGACGAAGAGGUGCGCAGCGGCAAGGCGAGGGCUGGAAAGGCACGGAAAGGAGAACGCGAGUCUACCGAGGAGGCGAUAUGGAGGGUGUUUACGAAUGGUACGGAUAACGACAACACCUAG